CUCAAGCACUGGUAGCAGCAGCUUUCUUUUGCUUCACUGUAUGAGAGAAUCUCCACCUAACUUUGGGAUUCGAGAAGCAGUCCUCAACCGUAUCCAUUUAAAUCUUAAGCGUGUUGGUUUUUUCACCAGCAUUUUUACAUGUCGUACGGCUUCAGUGUCUCUGAUCCUCUUUACCAGUCCACUACAAACACAGAGGUGCCUUGAAGAGGAAAAGGGGCUUCAUUCUCUGGAUAAGAAAUGGAUGUGGAACCCGGAUUCUAUCGGCAGGUGGAUGUCCAGGACCACGCUCACUACAUCGUUGCCUUCUUUGUCUUGGUGAUUGGAACAGUGGGUGUUACUGGGAAUGCCUUGGUCAUGUACGCCUUUUUGUGUAACAAGCAGCUACGGACUCGCCCCAACAUUUUCAUCAUGAACCUGGCAGUCAGUGACUUCCUCAUGGCAAUUACACAGUCACCCAUCUUCUUUGUUAACUCUCUUUACAAGGGGUGGAUUUUUGGAGAAACAGGCUGUAAAAUGUAUGCCUUCUGUGGAGCUUUAUUUGGAAUCACUUCCAUGAUAAACCUUCUGGCCAUCUCUGUAGACCGCUACAUUGUCAUCACCAAGCCUCUGCAGGCCAUACAGUGGACCUCCAAGAGACGCACUUGCCUCAUUAUUGCCCUGGUCUGGUUGUACUCACUAGCUUGGAGCCUUGCACCACUUUUGGGGUGGAGUUCCUACAUACCAGAGGGCCUGAUGACCUCAUGCACAUGGGACUACGUGACAUCUACUCCUGCCAAUAAAAGUUAUACUUUGAUGUUAUGCUGCUUCGUAUUCUUCAUCCCUCUGGGCAUUAUAUCCUACUGUUAUCUGUGCAUGUUCCUGGCAAUCCGCCAGGCAAGCAGAGAUGUAGAGAAGUUGGGGUCUCAGGUGAGGAAGUCAACCCUGAUCCAACAGCAGUCCAUCAAGACUGAAUGGAAGCUGGCCAAGAUUGCCUUUGUAGUCAUCAUAGUGUUUGUGCUUUCCUGGUCGCCCUAUGCAUGCGUCACACUCAUCGCCUGGGCUGGAUAUGGUAGCAUCCUCAAUCCCUAUUCCAAAGCUGUUCCUGCUGUUAUAGCCAAGGCAUCAGCCAUCUACAACCCUUUUAUCUACGCCAUCAUUCACUCAAAAUACAGGUGA
Siniperca chuatsi (mandarin fish) is the source of this 1155-nucleotide messenger RNA. RefSeq names its product opsin 4xa (gene opn4xa). The coding region runs from base 238 to 1155 and encodes 305 amino acids. The record is from RefSeq and is a predicted model, not a curated record. Gene Ontology annotation, cellular component: membrane. Gene Ontology annotation, molecular function: G protein-coupled receptor activity. The transcript is spliced from 7 exons. Gene Ontology annotation, biological process: G protein-coupled receptor signaling pathway; visual perception. Lineage: Eukaryota; Metazoa; Chordata; Actinopteri; Centrarchiformes; Sinipercidae.